This is a messenger RNA of Zea mays, 2615 nucleotides long. RefSeq lists its product as uncharacterized. Bases 227 to 2287 code for a protein of 686 amino acids. The record is from RefSeq and is marked validated. NCBI's taxonomy places the organism in Eukaryota, Viridiplantae, Streptophyta, Magnoliopsida, Poales, Poaceae. The transcript has 3 exons.
GUCGGCACGACGGUACUUGGACUUGGCUAUUCCCAACGCCACCCCGCAACCGCAACGUCUCUCUAGCGUCUAGCCUCUGCCUGCGCUCCCACACCAGAACACCACACCGCUCCGCGUGCGUCGCCCGCACUCCUCGCCUCUGCCCGUCUGCCUACCGUGCCGUGCCGUGCCGUGCUCCCCACCCGAUGCAGCCGCCGACGCGGGCCGUGCCGAGCCACAGCCGGAGAUGAGCUCCAGGAACCGUUCCGCCGCCGCCUCGUCCGCUGCCCCGGCUCUCCGGACACCGCGCCGCCUGAAGCGGCGGCCAGUUAAGGCGUCGGCGCCGGGGCCGGGCAGCGGGCGGCGGAGCGGGCCCGCGACGCCGCUGCUGAAAUGGGACGUCGGUGGCGGCGGCGGGCGCGGUGAGGGGAGGAAGGCUGGCGCCGACGAAGCGGGGGACGCCGCGCGGGCGCGGGAGACCAAGGCGAAGGCGACGGAGGUGUCGGUGCGGAGGCUCGCGGCCGGGGUUUGGCGGCUGCGCCCGCCGGAGGCCGUGGCCGGCGGCGGGAGCGGGGUCCGCGUGGGCGUCGAGCAUAUCCCAAGGCAUCUACAAGUCCAGCUUCUGAAGCAGAACACUUCAGGUCAUCACCAGAGUUCGAAGAAUGAGGUUUCAAGCCCCAUAUCUGUUUUGGAGCGGAAGAGUGGAGAGCUCCACAAGGGACAACUUCAUGCUACUUCUGCUAUGCUGCCUGUCGCUACCAUGGAGAAGGCAACGAAAUGGGAGCCUGGGGACAUAAAGGGAAUGGAAUCGCAUGAUGCGUAUCUGAUAGCCAGCCAGCUGAAUCUUCUUGAUGAACACAGAGACACCGCGUAUGUUGCUGACCUCCAGAUGGAGCUUCAGCAAGCACGUGAUAGGAUAAGUGCGAUGGAAACUGAGCGACGGUCAGCUAAGAAGAGGCUUGACCACUUGUUCAAGAAACUUGCGGAGGAGAAAGCGGCUUGGAGGAACAGAGAGCAUGAAAAGGUGCGUGCUAUCCUCGAAGAUAUGAAGGCAGACCUUGACCACGAGAAGAAAAACCGGAGGCGGCUGGAGAUGAUUAACAUGAAACUCGUCAACGAGCUGAAGGAGGCCAAGAUGUCAGCAAAACAGCUGUUACAAGAGUAUGAGACAGAGAGGAAAGCACGUGAGCUCACUGAGGAGGUGUGCAACGAGCUAGCAAGAGAGGUGGAUGAAGACAAAGCUGAGAUCGAGGCCCUGAAACGGGACUCCCAGAGGUUGCGAGAGGAGGUAGACGAGGAGCGGAAGAUGCUGCAGAUGGCGGAGGUGUGGCGUGAAGAACGGGUGCAGAUGAAGCUUGUUGAUGCAAAACUUACUCUCGACGCAAAAUACACACAGCUGAGCAAACUGCAACAGGAUGUUGAGGCGUUUAUUGCUGCAUGCAGUACUGCUAAUGGAGACGUCACGGUAGUAGAGCAAGCAGAGAGCAUAAUACAGGCAAUCAAGUCAGUCAGAGCCCAAGAUGCUGAGUUCAGGUACGAGCCACCGGCCGCAUCAGAAGACAUAUUUUCCAUUUUUGAAGAGCUGCGUCCAAGUGAGGAGCCUGUCAUCAAGGAGAUCGAGCCAUGUUACAAGAAUAGCUCUGCCAAAUGUGAACCAGAAAUUCAAGAGGUUAGCCCAAUGACCGAUAUAUUCCUCGAAAAGAAAGCCAAGGCAAACUCGAACAAAAGCCCUAAAGAUGAAAGCGACACUGAAGAUGGCAGCAGCUGGGAGACAAUAAGCCACGAAGAUGUCCAGGGUUCAAGCGGUUCACCUGAUGGAAGCGAGCCUUCGGUCAGCAACAAGGUCUGCGACGGAAGCAUUCCUUGGAAGAGCAGAAAUGGAUUCGAGCGUAUGGAGAGUGAGAAGCUGAAGGAUGAGUCAGCUGAUGCCUGCCUGACAAACAUGAACCAGCCCAAGAAGAAAGAAUCGGCCAUUUCAAAGCUCUGGAAGUCGUCCCGCCCAAAGAACAGCGAGAUAUGCAAGAAAGACGCAGUUGAAACGGUAAAUGCAAGAUCGUCAAACGUGCGGCUCUCAGUCGGGACCUAUUCCACUGUUGAAAGUGGCAUCCAAGAAAUAGGGCUCAGUCCACCGUGUGUUGAGCAGUGGAGCUCACCAGACUCGAUGAACGUCCAAUUCAACCGGGGAUUCAAGGGCUGUAUAGAGUACCCGCGGAUGUCCCAGAAGCACAGCUUGAAGGCGAAGCUCAUGGAGGCACGGUUGGAGAGCCAUAAGGUCCAGCUCCGCCAGGUGCUCAAGCAGAAGAUCUAGUGCAGGCCAGAACCAGAAGGCGAAACAUUGUAAACCUAGCAUUCAAUCCAAGGAAUAAUGUAAAGGAGUACCUAGAUGCUUCGUUUUUCAUGUUUUAGAGUAACCUGUAUUGCAUGUACAACAAGGACUAGAAAAAAAAAGGACAGGGCUGGUCUUUGAGGUCUAUCUGGAGCCUUUUUCUGCUUCUGUAUCUCACUUUAGCUUUGGUGUUAUUGUUUGAUCUGAUAGGCUAUGGUGAGAUCCAUCAUGAUGUAUAAUACAGACAUAAACAAGUAGCAACGUUGAGACAAAUUGCAUACCUUUGUAUGCAGUUUCCCUAUGUUUUUCU